This is a messenger RNA of Cladophialophora psammophila CBS 110553, 1413 nucleotides long. RefSeq lists its product as uncharacterized. NCBI's taxonomy places the organism in Eukaryota, Fungi, Ascomycota, Eurotiomycetes, Chaetothyriales, Herpotrichiellaceae. Bases 1 to 1413 code for a protein of 470 amino acids. The transcript has a single exon. The record is from RefSeq and is a predicted model, not a curated record.
AUGUCUUUACCCGGUUCCACGGCUUCAGUUACUCGGCCAUCGGCCCGAAAUGACCCUGAACUAACCACCGCCAUUACGCCGAUGAACUCGGAGACACUAUGGACGACCCUUCAGCCUCCUAUGGAGCAAGAAACAUGUCUCGACGACAUGAUUUGGACUGGUCUGGGACCGAAUAAUUUUCUUGAUUUCGACACCUUCAUGAACAGCGACUCCCAAGAUUGGAUGGACCUGUCCGAGAGAACUCCUGCCAAUGAAGCUGUUGAAGGGUGCAAUGUUACUGAUGCUAUCGCUCCAGCGGCAACAUCAGUUUUGAGUCCGACGGAGUUUACGACAAAGCAAUCAGACGAGAACCGCCAGAAUUUCCAGUUCGGUGACGGCGCGUUGUCGGGGUUCUGGCAUGGAAGCCCAAUUAGCCUGCUAAACUCCACUGCCGUAGCUGAACAAAUGACGAAGAACCUUUAUCAGGUCUAUGAUACGAUGAUGAUCGGGUUGGCAAGCAGAUAUCUAUCAUAUACCUGCAACCAAUUUGCUGGAACGCACGGGUAUAUCAUCGAAUCGGAGAGCCAUGAAAAUCAGAUCAUGGAUCUCAACCACGAAAUCUGCCGGAAUUUGGCAGGUGGCAUUGUAUCAGGAAGAAAUCCAUACGAACAGACAGUCGAGAGACAGGGCAUAGCACAGUGCUCAGGGAAACUCGUCGAAUCGUUCAGACGAAUAACACUGAUUGGGGUUGCUCGUUUCUUGGACAAUUUUGGAGCCUUGUAUGGGAACAGGCUUGAUCAGGAAAAGCGCAAGCUAGAUGAAGCAACCUUCAAGUCCGUUUUGCAAGCUUUUGCGUUGCAAUUCGGAUCACCGGAUGACCUUGAAUUCAGUCGCGCAAAUGUCCCAACCGUCGAAACCGUAAACGGUGUCUCGGACGCCGCACCUAAGGCAAAGGCCACACAAAUGUUUACAGCAGCGUGGUUCAACGCACAUUCUAAUCUCAUGAAGUCACUCAACCACGGGUCGUUUGUCCAUUUAUACGCGGUCUACCUAUUCCAUAUGACGGCACAACCUGAAGAGGCACGCUUGAAAGCCGAGUUCUCAAAUAGUCCUGUUUACUUCCUGGACCGUGCCCUACUUCAAUCGCGAAGGCUUUCUAAUCUUUUGGGAGAAUUUUACUCACAUCUCGACUCCAAAUCGGUUUAUAGAACUCUCCUGGAUUCAUCGCACCGGAUUUUUCGAUGGUUUGGGUACGUUCGCGAUACGAUGGCGUCUCUCCUCUGCGAUCGCCCCUGUACGAUGGAAGACUUGCCAACCUCGAUAGCAGGUUUGUCAAUUACCAUUUCUUGUGUCUGCCAAGCUUACAAAGGGCAUCAGAUACCGUCCCCAGGAUGUGUGCGACUUUUCUGCCGCCUGCGUUGGAAGACACCAUAG